CGUUUCAGUGUAACGGCGGCUUUCCGUGACAAUGGACACGAUGCCGGAGCCGUCCUCCUAGUCCCCGCCCAGCAGUGCGUGGCUUCGCGCGGUGAGUGAGAGCGAGUGAGAGACAUUCAAUAGAGACGCAGACGGGGAGACCUCUCGUACGUCGUCGUCACGUGCUGCGUGCGUUGUUUCCGUCGUCGUCGUGCCGCCGCUGUGUCCGUGUGUCGUUUCGCGCGCGCGCGCGCGUGUGUGUGUGUGUGUGAGUGUAUCUGACGUGUGCGUGCGCGUGUGUACCGCACAGCGACCAUCUGUGCGCGCCCCGUCGUCGACAUCAUCGUCGUGUAGCGUAUUUCGCUUGUGACGGGGGAACAGAAAAAAAUUCGGCCCAAGAGGGUGGUGUUGAAUAGGCAGGCGGCGUAGGAGGAGUAGGGUGACCGUCGUGUACGAUUUUCGUAGUACCAUAUUAUAAUAUUAUAUAGUACGAUCACCACCUCGACCGCCGGAGUGAAGAUCAUCGCCAGCCGCCGGCAUGCACCACUACCGUACCAGAGAAGACGAGACGCCCUGCGGGGGCGACCCGUAUUUUUAUCUCAGGCUUUCGGCCGGCGCGGCCCCCUACAGCCCCAUCAAACUCGAAGUGGACGUGAAACCAGAACCCCACAUGACGCCCGUGGACUGCUUGCAACACGGUUCCCCACCGGUUGACUCAGGUUCCACGGUGAUGGAUACCGCCGGCGGUUGCGGUAACGCCACCGCCGUGGCAGACAUCGGUGAUUGUGGCGGCGGCGUUAUCGUGGGCGGCGGUAUCGGUGUCCGUUGCAAAGACGAAGGGGGCGCAACCGGAAUCGGUCUGCUGGCUCUCACGCAGCUCGACGGUUACGGCGGCUACAACAAUAAGUCGUACUGUCACGCCGACGGCGGCGCGGUCGACUUGCAGCUGCAGCAUGACCGCGUCGGCGACGACGACGUCGACAAAGAGCACUGCAAAUAUUCGUACGGUCGACUGAUAUACUCAUCGCCCGAUGAUGAUAGUAUUAUAAAACAUCAGUAUGGUGGUGAUGAAUUUACACCAGACCCAGCUAGAUUUGCUGCUCAAAAACCAGGUUCAUCUGUGUACAAUGCUGAUUCUUAUUACUUGGACGGCACAGGAAAUAAUAGCGAUGUUUGGACAACUAGUGCUACUGCUCAACUUCAGUCUCCUACAACGUAUACAACAUAUACCAACCCACCCAAUUCGUUGCUGACCACGUCUCCAAACAUGACGCCAAACAAUUUUCCGCCAACAAAUACUAUGCUAACACCAGAAAAUUUGGGCUUUAAUACUAUUGGUCCAAAUGCUAGUAUACCUCCUAGUGGUGUUUCACCUGCUACAGAUGGCCUAGGCACUUCCCCUCUACCACCUAUGUCAAGUUUGCGUGGAGCUCCUCCUUCUGCUCCAAGUCCAAUUGCAGUAACCCCUAGCUCAAUGAUGUACCCAGGACAUAACAGUCCCACUAUUCAAACUCCCGGGGAUACACUUGUCAAAACUUUAGCAUCAAUAUAUCCCACUGACCAGAGUGUCAGCAGUUACAGUUCAAAUCCAUCUACACCUGUAAGUUCACCACCACCUUUGGCACCUUUAGCGCCUGCAAACAGUGCCGGAUCUUGGACCCCUGGCGUAGUACCACCUCAUCCUGGAUCUCCUCAUUUUCCUACUGACCAUCGCACUAUUCAUUUGGGUAGUCGUAUGGAAGAAAGACUGGACGAUGCCAUAAAUGUUUUACGAAAUCAUGCCGAAAGUCAGGCUUUAAGUUUAGCUGGUGUUCAACAUUCCGCUUCAGGCAUUGUACCAUUGUAUCAUCAACAUUUAGGAAGUCCCCAUUCAGCGACUGCUACAGUUGGAGGUGUUCCAAAUACUUACCAAACACUUUCAACAUGUCAAGACAGUGAUGGGCCAAUCAAAAUUGAAAGACUAAGCAAUAUCAAAAAACGGAAAGAACCUCCAGACAGUUCAGAUACCAAGCCUACUAGCAGUGAUCACUUUUGUUCUAGUGCUGAUGAAGAUAAUGAAGAUCCAUCGACUAAAGCACACAGAGAAAAAGAACGCAGACAAGCCAAUAAUGUCCGUGAAAGUGUGGAUGACGAGAGUGAAGAUCCUGAAUUAAAAGUUCAACGAGAAAAGGAGCGCCGCCAAGCAAAUAACGCUCGAGAAAGAAUUCGAAUUCGUGACAUUAAUGAAGCAUUAAAAGAACUUGGCAGGAUGUGUAUGACACACCUAAAAACCGAUAAACCUCAAACUAAACUGGGUAUUCUCAACAUGGCUGUUGAAGUAAUCAUGUCAUUGGAACAACAAGUUCGAGAAAGAAAUCUUAAUCCUAAAGCUGCUUGUCUAAAGAGGAGGGAAGAAGAAAAGGCCGAAGACAAUGUUGGACCAAAAUUGGGACAUCAUUUAUCGGUAGCACAACACAUGGUUGUCCAAGCACCACAUUUUCCACCCAUGACUUUGCCAAAUAAUCAAGCAGGCUUGCCUCAUAAUGGACCCCAGUAGCGAUGGAGUACAACUUCACCUCAAAUGUUAUGCUCUUAAGUAAGCUGGAGGUGAUGGCAUUAGUUUGCCUUUACAUUAAAUCUCCGUUGAAAUAUUGCCAAGUAUAUUAUAUUAGUGAUAUUUUUUAUU
Messenger RNA from Myzus persicae (green peach aphid), 2644 nucleotides. It is a transcript of the gene da, whose product is annotated as transcription factor 12. The transcript is spliced from 13 exons. Gene Ontology annotation, molecular function: DNA-binding transcription factor activity, RNA polymerase II-specific; protein dimerization activity; RNA polymerase II cis-regulatory region sequence-specific DNA binding. Gene Ontology annotation, biological process: regulation of transcription by RNA polymerase II. The record is from RefSeq and is a predicted model, not a curated record. Bases 518 to 2515 code for a protein of 665 amino acids. Gene Ontology annotation, cellular component: transcription regulator complex. NCBI's taxonomy places the organism in Eukaryota, Metazoa, Arthropoda, Insecta, Hemiptera, Aphididae.